AUGAGUUCUCCGUCUGAAUCUCGUUCUUUGUACGAGAGCAAGUUAUCGGUGUUCAACGGACGUCUUUGCGCACUUUCGAUCACAGCGGCUUCUCACUCUAAAGAUUCCGUGAAGGUCAGUUAGUCAAUGCUUCUCAAAUCUUAGCGAUAAACACAUCUUCCAGAUCCGUGUCUUUUCUCCCACCGAUGCUUCUAUUCUGCUGGACAGACUACUCGAAUCGAGUGAUUAUACGAAGCUCCUUGAAGUGCUCAAAGGCAUUUCUAAUGCACGCGCGCAGGAUCCGAGCAUCCUCGGUCCACGUGUCGAGGCUGAUUCCACGGACGUCGAUUUUCCAUUCCGACUUAUCGUUGAGCCGGCCGAUGAAGUAAGUAGGUCGACUAUCGGAUGCAUUUCCGUCCCGCUCUCCGUUCCCUCACCGCAGGAACGAUACGAGUAUGUGCUCUAUUUGUAUGCCAAGGAAAAGGUAUUGAGCUUAACUUGAACAAAGGUAAAAUAAAUACAUUUCUGCAGUCACAACUUCAAGCACAAAUUGGAAAAACAGACGAGAUUUCGCAACAAUUGCAAAAAACAAUAAUAGAUUAUAAUGCAGUGAGUCCUAUUUUAUUGAUCCAAAUUCAAUUUGUUUCAGCUAAAACUGAAAUGCGAAUAUCAAGAAAAAGAAAUCGAUCUUCUACGGCAGUUAAAUUCACAAACAACAUCUGACAGUCGGAAGCGAAGUCGAAUAGAUUCCUUGAAUACGCCGACGAAAAAGAGAAGAUGUGGAUGUGAGGACGACGGCGAAUCGUGCGGAUCGGACUGCGAAGGAGAAGAGGACGUAGAAGACGACGAAGCGGAUAUUCAGAUAUUCAGAGCAGCGGCGGCAAAGUUACAGAUGUCAGGAAGUGGUGGACAUAACGGUAAAACGAAAGGGAACAUGCGAAAUUUACUGAAAAUAGAUUUCAGUGGAAGUUUCUCCUGUUGGAGGGAACGCGUCCGACAAAACAGAGGAUCUCAUGAAGCAGCUUGAGAAAAUAUCCAGCGUUAUUGUGAAGAGUGAGCAUUCCGAAAGUCAUUUUUCACUAAAUUCUGCUCUUUUUCAGCUCCAAAUCUGCCCUCUACAUCGGGAACUUUGCAGAUAAAAGUGGAAGAUGGCCAAGAACAGUCCGGCCCGCUGGUUUUACAAAAUGCGGGAAGUUCUGAAGAGCAGAGUGUGAACCAGAAAGUGGUCGGCGUCGUGCAGUACGUGAUCUGUCAGCUGUGUCCCGAGGAAGAGCAGAAGUCGAUGGACUUCUCCAAUCAGAAGGAAAUGGAGGAGCACUUUCUGGAUAAGCACGUCGACAAAGAGAAAAAGAAGUGCGAGGCGUGUCCGUCCGACCAGUUCCAACCGCACAAUAUAGGUCAACAUUAUCGAUUGCACACGAACAGGUGAGAAGAAUAAACGAAAGAUUUUCAAGUGUAAAUAAGAAUAUUUUUCAGUGUAUAUGCAUGCGAACACUGUGGGAAAAGAGGAAGACGAAAUUAUCUGAUGUCUCACAUUCGGACGCACACGGGAGAAAGGCCAUUCAGGGUAAGCUGAUAUGAAUCGAAAUGUGCAGAGAUCUCGGGUUUCAGUGCGACACGUGUUCCAAGAGUUUCUCCGACUCCUCCACUCUCCGCCGUCACCGACUCGUGCACACGGGAGAGAAGAAGUAUCAGUGUCCAGUGUGCGGCCGAGCGAUCGCGAGGAAGGACAACGUGAAGGUGCACAUUCGGAGCCACGGAAUACAUAUUUGAAAAGCAGGUAGCGAUGCGUGCACGCUUUUGUGUUUGCCAUGAAUAAACUCAUAUUUAACCUGUCUGAUAGUCGUUUCGUCUUUGAGUUGUUGGUCACUGCACCCUCGCCGAAUAUCUGUUCACCUUAACAUUUUCAAGUAUUCAACGGGUGUUACAGAUGAGCACGCAUAAUGAUGAGUCGAAGAAUCUGUCAGAAACGCUCGACGAAAUAUUGUAAGUGCUCUCGGAACAGUGGAAAAGAUCGAAGAUUUCUUUACAUUCCAGAAAACUACAAGAAGAGCUGCAAUCCCGGAUGGGAGCGUCCAAUCAGAAUCUGGAGGCCAACUUCGAGAACAUCAGAGACUUUGUAAGGGGGAGAGAAGAGAGUGAUCGUCCGAUUCUUCCGGAAUAUUCGCUUCGAAAUGCAUGCUCCGCCGCCCUUGCUCCGCACCCUUCUUAUAAUAGAUAUGCAAAUCGGAUUGGCAUCCCAACUGGCAGCACUCAUCUGAAUUCGCUCUAUCAGUGCCUUCUUCUGCUUCUUUUACUUCCGUUUUCUCUUCUUUGGUGUUCUGACAGAAAAAGUCAUGGCGGACAACAUCUUCUUCUUCUUUUCUUUCUUCUUCUUCUGUCGUGAUUGAAUUGCAACGGCAAGUUUCCGUCUGAAUCCUCACGCUCUCCGUCGGUCCCAUUUUCAGCUUUGUCCUCUCGUUUUGGAGUCUUCUUUGCCUUCUCCAUCCUCUGUACAAAUAAUCAUAAGCUAUCGGAUUUCGUUCCGUUCCUCUCUCUCUUCGUCCCGCCUUAAUUGUUUGUUCAUCGCCUUCUUAAUCCAAAACGAGUCUCUGUUCACGUGGUCCGCGUCAGAAGAGUUGAAGUAAUCGAGAUUCGGAAUAGAAUUUGGUAUCAUAUUUCCUCUAUUACUUCUGAAGUGAAUCGUCCACUGGAGACGUCAUUUUGAAUGUCAUCUCCAGAAUCUCCGAUGAACUCUAGCAAACUGCUUUCAAUUUUCAUUGCGUUUUUGUGCUUCGCCAGCUACAUAACGUAUGCAAAUUGGCGAGAGUUAGGUCAGUGAAUCGGCUUGCGAGAGCUUCAACAUCUUUCCUCCCGGAUCGCCCACCUCUGUCGCCUAGUCGUCAAACACCAGGAAGUUGGUAUUCUAUUCUCGGCACGUCAUGAAUCCAGUAUUCAAAUUACAUGCCGCUCUCUCGCUUCUUCUCGACAUCUGCUGUUCGAAACCAUUUCCAUGCAUAUUCCAUCAUUGUCCUUUCGUGAUAUUCAUUCCUCCCCCCUCGCACCAUUUACUGUUCGAACGAUUGGAAGCUGUCAGUGGCAGCCGCCCUCUUUCCGUUCUGUUUAUCCAUUCACUUACUCACUGUUUAUACUCGCCGCUGAACAAUGAUAGUGAGAAUGAACUGCCGCGUGGAGACGGCGGGCGGAUCGGCUGUCAAAAACUGAUAAUAAAGGGAGGAGGAAGUGAAUGCACAAAGAGAAACAUUGCAGGUGUCGCGCGCCCAUGCCUACAUCCCGAUUCUGAAGCAGGUUUCGAAGGAUAUGGUCGAGAUUUCCGAGCGAGUUCAGGCACUGAAGAAGAAAACGAGCAAACUGGAAACGACGAACGGAAGCAGGUCAGUCAUCUCUUUUUCCGCAAAUUUCAAAGGAAAAGAGCGCGAAGUUUCUCAAAAAGAACUGAAAUAAUGAUUAUGGAUCAAAACUAGCCGUGUUUAUAGAAAAGUGUCCUCUUGGUCUUCCGUAAACAUUGCCCGAGUCACGUCGUUCCCACGAGUCCAUUCGUUCUUUUCUCAGCUUGUUUCGUAAUGGUUUAAUGACGUGGUACAUGAGAUUGAAGUGGAAAUCGCAUGCGAGCACUUCACCCGAAUGGCGUCUUGCUCCACACUCCCACCUAGCAACCGUGAAUAGUUUUAAGAGCCGAUGAAGCCCUUGCUCCAGCCAAUGUCAUUUUGUUGGACGACUGGGGGCUCAGCAGAAAAGUCCGAGGUUCUUGGCGAUUGCCUGUGCUCUUCCCAUUGACAUUCCACCUCAUUAAACACGGCCAAUGAUGUUUUUUAACUGAGAUCACAAAUCUUGGAGGGACCUGCAGAAAAGCACAAGAACACGAUUUUAAUGGGGAGUCAAUAAAUCAGAUAUCGACGUGUCGAAUGACUUGCGUUUCUUCCCCUUUCUCUUCCCUUUUUUUCGUUUCUCUUGAUGCGACAGCUGACUCUCCAGACGGCGAAACUGGCGGCCAUUCUCCCGCCUUUUCAGUCGGAUCUCUUGCAGAUUCUGAAUCGGAGAAUGUGCUUCCUUCCGUUGUUUCAGAAAAAACUGAGAGCAAUUUUAGAAUCAGCGAAGAAAAACCAAUAAUUUAGAAAGCUUCAACCGUAGAUUUAUUAGUUUUUUUUUUGAAAGGGGACCCUCCAAUUAUUUUGCAGUUGUUUACCGGUCGAACUUCCUGCAGUCGCCACCUUCCUCUGAGCUUCUUGUUUUCACGACUGGCUCCUCCUUUCUAUCGCUUUGCUGAAACGGAAAUCGCAGCGUGUCCUUUCCUCACUUCAUUUCGGAGUCGAAUCCCUCUGAUUCUGAAGAAAAAGAGAGAGAGAGAGCCGUCGUCCGUAUCUAGAUGUGCUGUUAUCUUGCCGAAACACUGCCCUCGUCAUCUGGAAUGUCUUUUUUUCCGUGUGCUCCUCUUGGGUUUUUCCAAUUAUCUCGCCCCCUCUCUCCUUUUUUACCAAGUUGUUUCUUGCAUCUAAACAAAAACAACUCUGAACAACCGAUCUCCCCUCCUCCGAGUUUCCCUCAUCCUCCGCCGGUCUCGUCUGCCCUCCCAGGCCGUCUUUUCUUUCUCCGCCUUCAUUUCGUUCACCUUGCCACCCGUCCGCUUCCCCCAAUUUUAACGGCGUGUCUUAUGAAGCGCGCACACAUUGACAAGUAAUACUGGGGAACAGACACCAGUAGUCGUUAAAAGAAUUGCAUAAUGACAAAAUAUGUCCCCUUCUUCCCCCAUCCGCCCAUUUUCGUUUCGUUCCGCCACCCGGCACUCCUAAUGAUGUUACCCUUCUGGAGUUGUUUGCUGGCUUUCAGUAACGGGUAUGCAGAGAUCAAAGGAUCCUUCUGGAACCGUUACCCUCGUGGUUCUCCAUCUUUUCUCACACCUUCGUGCUUUGGCGUAAUUAGCACAAGUCCUUUUACGUCUAGUCUCAUGUCCUCGUGUAUUUGUUAUGAUUCGUUGGGCCUGAUAACCAGACUCUCACUCUCUUUCGUGAGAAAUACCGAAAGCGACUGCCGGCCUCCGGUCUCCAGAAUCUUUCACUUUUCUGCGUCUAGAAGCGCACGCGCUUCUUCAUUUUCCCGAGUAAGUAAAUAUCAGAAAAAAAAGCGUCGCGUCGUCUCCGGAAACUAAUAACGAAGUGGGUCAUCAUAAGAUUUUGCUGAUGGUCGAAGAAUAUAUAAACCGUGGAGGGCGAAAUUAAGCUGUUGCUCUUGCUCCCGCCUUGCACCGGCCCGCUCUGUGCCCUCUCCAUUGUUUAUUUUAUCCGAAAUUGAACCCGAUUGACGGAAAUCGCCAAAAUACAUUCGGACGCGCGGGGAGUUGUCGCCCUCCGUGUGCUGCUGACCUCUUCCCUCUUCCAUCCAAAUUUCCAUGUCAAUUGGCAAAAUUAGCUCCGAAUCUGACGAAGGCUUCUACUUCUUGUACCACGCGUUUGUAGUUCGAUAAUAUGAGCUUCUGGAAGUCUUCGAUUACCCGACAACGGCAAUAAAUCUCACAAUGCGCGCCGGAAUCUCUCAUCCGGGACCUCCAUUCAUGUCUUGCCCGUUUUCAGCACGACACACGAGCAGUAG
This is a messenger RNA of Caenorhabditis sp. 36 PRJEB53466, 5565 nucleotides long. Lineage: Eukaryota; Metazoa; Nematoda; Chromadorea; Rhabditida; Rhabditidae. The record is from the annotation of a GenBank genome assembly.